GCGGCGGCGGCGGCGCGCGGCGGAGGCCUCGUGCGCGCGCGUUUGUGGGUCGGGGGCGCGCACACCCGGCUCCUCAGCCCUGGGGGAUGCCCGCGGCCAGGGGGUGAGGCUGUGAGGAGGAGGAGGAGGAAGGCGGCCGAGGAUGGCGCCGGUGAGCGAGCAGCCGGCGCCGCAGGGCGAGGGGGGUCCCGCGGGCGCCCCCCCGGCGGGGCUGCGGCAGGAGAACGGCGGCGGCGAGCGGGGCCCGGCGGGCGGCGAUGGUGGAGCCGUGGCCGUGCCCCGGCCGGAGGUGCCGGGACCUGGGGAGGGUCCCGGCGAGCCCCCCGAGGGCGGCUGGGGCUGGGUGGUGAUGCUGGCUGCCAUGUGGUGCAACGGCGCCGUGUUCGGCAUCCAGAAUUCCUGCGGCGUCCUCUUCGUCUCCAUGCUCCAGCUCUUCGGCGGCAGCGAGGACCGGCAGAUGGCCUUCAAGACAGCAUGGGUGAGCUCUCUUUCUAUGGGAAUGGUCUUCUUCUGUUCUCCAAUAGUCAGCAUAUUCACAGACCUGUUUGGUUGUCGAAAAGUUGCUGUUAUUGGAGCUGCAGUAGGGUUUGUUGGACUCCUUUCAAGUUCUUUUGUAAGCACCAUUGAACCUCUGUAUUUCACCUAUGGAGUCUUAUUUGCCUGUGGUUGCUCAUUUGCGUACCAGCCAUCUUUGGUCAUUCUUGGGCACUAUUUCAAGAAACGCCUUGGACUAGUGAAUGGCAUCGUCACUGCUGGCAGCAGCUUGUUCACUGUGUCACUGCCCUUCCUCUUGAGAGUUUUGAUUGAUUCUGUUGGCCUGUUCAACACCUUACGGGUCCUGUGCAUUCUUAUGUUUAUUCUGUUUCUGGCUGGCUUUACGUACAAACCCCUCAUUUCCAAUGCCAAAGACAAGGAGGGAGCAAAGAAGGGCAAGUUCAGAUUUCCUCCUGAGAAAAAGAUUUUCAAUUUCUCCGUUUUCAAAGUUAUGAGUUACCGAAUCUGGGCUUUUGGGAUUCCAGCUGCACUUUUUGGAUACUUUGUGCCUUAUGUCCACUUGAUGAAGCAUGUAGAAGACAGAUUUGGUGACAGUGUGCGAGAAGAAGUGCUUCUGCUGUGUCUGGGCGUUACUUCAGGAAUUGGUCGAUUGAUUUUUGGCAGAGUUGCCGAUUAUAUUCCCGGUGCAAAAAAAGUUUAUUUACAGGUGGCCUCAUUCUUCUUUAUUGGCUUGAUGUCUAUGAUGAUUCCACUGUGCCAUGUCUUUGGAGGUCUUAUUGCUGUCUGUCUCUUCAUGGGCCUGUUUGAUGGGUGCUUCAUUUGCAUUAUGGCUCCUAUCGCCUUCGAGCUUGUUGGGGCUCAGGAUGUCUCCCAGGCCAUAGGAUUUCUCCUUGGACUCAUGUCAAUACCUAUGACAGUUGGUCCACCCAUUGCAGGUCUGCUUCGUGAUCGCCUAGGUACCUAUGAUGUAGCAUUUUACCUGGCCGGAGUCCCCCCCCUUAUCGGUGGAGCUAUUUUAUGUAUCAUCCCCUGGGUCCACGAACGGCAGAAGUUAAAAGAAAGAGCAAAAACUGUUGAUGCAGAAACUACUGAGAAAAUGCUGGAAAAUGAAAGCACUUUGGUGUCAGAUGCUGCAGAAAAACCAGUCAAAGAAAUGGAAUCAGGUUUUUGAUGCUUUCUUUUCCUGUACCAGCAUAACUUUAUUCUACCAAAGCUAUGUUUCUACUUUUUGGCUGAAGUUACUAUAUGAUACUAAAGAACUUCUGAACUAUUGCUCAAAUUGCAAAACUGCUCUAAGAAUCUUUUAUACCAUUGAACUUCUUUUGAUGAGUUGUUGAGUUUGAUUUCAAGCCACGUCUUCAAGGUAUUUGAAGUUUUGUAGCAUUAGCGUGUACAUGCGUAGUGAUUCUGUGUGUGAAGAGAAUAUUUUUCUAAUUCAUCAGAAUGUAUUUCUGGAAGUGUGGAAGCUGUUUUUGGUUCACUGACCCAGGAUUCUUCAGUAACUUUUAUGGUCCAUUCAAUGCAGGCACACCCAUGGGUGUUUUAUACUGGAAUAUGUAGUAGCUCUUAAAACUGACUUAAUUUGUGAAGUUUCUCAGGCUGUUUUACAGUCUUUCAUAAUUCUGUAUCAUGAACAUGAGUAUGCAUAUUUUAGAUUCCCUUAGCUCUUUCUGAAAUCAUUUUGCAUUACAAAGCUAAAUUAUUAAACGUCUGUUCUAUUUUCUCUAAAAACCUCAGCUGGCUCAGUUUAAUCAUUCACCUGUUCUUGCAUUGAUUUGUAUUUUCACAGUAGCCUCAACAAAGAACAUCAAGGAUGAAAUUUCUUAUGGGAAUAGGUUUUUAAUAUGCACGAACUGAGCUCAGAAUGCAAAUACAUUUAGAAGUAAAGCUGCUGAAUGAUAGAUUCUUGAAACUUUUUUUUGUUUUGAUAAUGCAAUACUAUUGUGUGUGUACAUAUAUCUAUUUUCCGCUAAACCUCAGAAUACCUGAUAGUUCUGAAAUUGUACUGACAGCAGUACUUUGGAGCAGUAUUGUGAAUUAGUCUAAAUUUCAAACUAUUCUAUUGUACCUUUUAGGUUUUUAUUUCUUUAUUCUUAAAAACAAGACAGCUUUAAAGAAUACAUCUUAAGUGCAAUAAUAUGAAGUUGUUUUUAACAUGUGGAAAUAUACGUGAGCUAUUAAAACAACAUUCAACAAUUAAAGAUUUUUGCACUAAGUGAACAUGCAGCUUUAUUAUGGGUCUUUACAGCUGUGUUCAGUUGUGUGUAGGAUACAGCUCCGUAUUUUAUUCAAAUGUAAAGAAAUGUCUUUGCGUGUCCUAUCUGUUGCUUACCAUCCUAAAUAUGUCCCUAUUACUUAUGUAUUCUUAGGUAUUAUGUAUUAUUUGUCAAGUGUGUAUUUCUGAACACCUCUUUCUCUGAAAAAAUAUUUGAAAACAUGAUACUUUGAGAUGAAAACAUCACUGCUUUUCAGUUUAUGAUAAAACACUUCCAAGUACAUUGUUUAUUCUUGGAUAUGGAUCAGCAAUGCAGUGGGAAUACUUAAAUAUUCUUUGUUUCAAGUCCGUUUAACACCGACCAUUUUUGUCGUCUUCAGAAGUGUCAUAGCAAAGAGUAAACUAAAUGUGAUCUUGAAGACUAAAUGCACAUUUAAAUGCAUUUUCUUAAUCAGUGACAAUGCCUGUCCUUUACUUAAACCACAGGGGGAUACUGUUUUAAAAUUAUAACAUUUAAUAUCCCUUCUGUUUCUGUUGUUUUUCCCCUUUUCCAGCAUUGUAGGAAACUGCUCAGAAAGCCCGUGUACAUUUGUGGGAUAUGAAACAUUCUGUUAGCAGUACCAUUACUUAGAGUGUUUACAUCUAUCAAAAUGCAAAGUCCUUUAAACGUAAUCAUGCAGAGCAUCCUAAUUAUUGCAGACCAGAGCUGUUACCUUGCUUUUAUUGUAGAAUUUCAAUCCCUGACUCACGUGAGUAAGGCUGAAAGGAACUGGAUUUUAAAAUGUUAAUGAGGUAUGUGGAGGUAGAAAAAAAAACAGUCCUUAAACAGAGGUCCCUUCAGGUUCGCUGGGACUUUUGCUGCUUCUGCAUGUCCUACGUACUUCUAAGAAUGUCACUAAACGUUAAUAGUAUUGUUAAUUAAAAACAACUACAAAGUGCUGCCUUCAUUACAGAAACGAUAACAGCCUAUGAUGUUCUUGUCUGGAGUAUUUCUGCAGAACAUUUUAUUCAGUAUUAUCUUCUGUGUGGGCAAUGCAAAAAAUGGUGAUUAAGAUGUUGAUAAAAGUCUCUUGUUUCCUAUUGCUUUAUGAAAAAUUAUUCAUCACAGGUCUUAAAUUUCACAUGUUUAGCUUUGUGAGUUUUAAACCAAAACUAAGGUUGCUUUUUAGCACUAAUGCAAUUUUAAAUUAUUUUGACAAGACAUCUUGACAUAAUUAUGGCAUCUUACUGACUUGGUGCUCUGUAGUAUCUGUAUAAAAUAUCUGGGAGAGAACAUAAAGUAAUUGCUGUUAAGUUUUAUAAAUAAUAUAGAAACAGCGUAACAUUAAUAUGGAUUAAUUAUUGCCAGACCCUUUAAGGACAUACCUGUAAAUAAAAAUCCAAAUGCUCAUAUUUGAGUAAUUGAAAAUGUAAGUUAUCUUCAUAAAUAUGAACAACA
This is a messenger RNA of Cygnus olor (mute swan), 4148 nucleotides long. RefSeq names its product solute carrier family 16 member 10 (gene SLC16A10). The record is from RefSeq and is a predicted model, not a curated record. NCBI's taxonomy places the organism in Eukaryota, Metazoa, Chordata, Aves, Anseriformes, Anatidae. Gene Ontology annotation, molecular function: monocarboxylic acid transmembrane transporter activity. Gene Ontology annotation, biological process: transmembrane transport. The coding region runs from base 143 to 1666 and encodes 507 amino acids. The transcript has 6 exons.